ACUGACUCUUUCCUCUAAAGUAUUGACUAUGAAACUCGCUUUCAUAAAUGGCUCGCAAUAUUCCCUGUCUAUUUUGUAAACAACGGCGAAGAAAAUGUGAAAAGUUGGAGGAAGCAAACACUUGUAAACGAUGUCGUGAACAGAAUCGAAAAUGCAUAAUACCAAAGCAUGAUUCAGACGAUGAGCAACUACAUAACAAUGAUAUGCAUUUACAGUCAUUGUAUGAGCAAGUAAAGCAGCUGGAGAAACAGUUAGCAUCACUGGAUUUAACCUUGAAAUCGCAGCAAAAGCUCAUCUCAGGUAGAGGGCAGAAUGACGAGCCUUGUUGGGAAUUGGAAAUGAUAAAUGGACAGCUUCGCUUAAAAUCAAAGAUUUCAACUCUGGAAGAGCUUUUGCUGUACGGGAAAGCCUUCUUUCGUUACCUAUCACCAUUUGGAAACACGUUCCACAAUACAUCAAUGGCUUUUGACAGAAUUUACCCCAGUUUUUUACAAACGGCCAUCCAGUUGUUAACCAAAUACGGUAUAGGACACGAAGUAAACUCAUUACAACAGCAGCAGCAAACCCAGGCGUAUAAAUCUAUUCUAACGUCCAGUUCUGUUGUUAAGAAUGGGCGGUUUUCGGGAAACAACUCUCUGCGCUUUGUUCAACCGCACCUAGUCAUGGAUCAACUUGUGAACAACUAUUUCGCUUGCUUCAAUGACUCCAUUCCCAUAUUACAUGAACCUAGUUUUCGUAAACAUUAUGUUAGCUUAAAAGACCCCAUGGAUGAUCCUGUUGUAUUGGCUGUUUGUGCAGCCGCUUCUAUCUCAACUUGCAGGCAUAGUAUUUUUUACAAUAUGUUUGAAAGGAGAUACAUCGGUGAACAUUUUUUCAAAUUGGCUUUGGAGAAGCUGUUGGAAAUGUUCGAUGAACCAGAACAUGCUCUGGAAACAGUACUUGUUAUCAAUAUAUUGCAGAUUUUUAUGGUUGCCACUCUACGUUUAAACGAAAGCAGAAAAUGGGCAUCUAUAGCUAGCGUCUUAUGCUGCAACUUACAGCAAGAAUAUGUUCAUGAUAUCAAUGACAAUGAGAAUAAGGAAGCGAAGUAUUUAGCUAGAGUGAGAAGUGCUAUCAUUCAUAGAAACAGUGUCUUAGUGCACUGCUGUAAGGCUCUCAUUGAAUUUUUGCUUGGAGAAAACCUUAAUCCGGUUCCCAAAAGAAUAUGUCCGUUUGAUAUCUUGCCGGAUGAGCCUCAAAAGUUGAAAGAUCUUAUUGUCAUUAUGAAUCUUUUAUUUAAGCUUGCCUUUAAUCCUGCUUUUCUUAUUGUUAUGGUUCAAGCAAGAAAUAUAUCAGCAGGCGAUACAGCAACACUUACAUUCGAGGAUAUUAUACGGUACGAGGAUUUAGUAUUAGAUUGGUGGCACAGCUUACCGGAAGAAUUCAAAAUUUGUAAAGAGCCCUACAAUCUAACAAAAGAUAUUAUCCAACAAACAAUUGAUUACCGUAAAAUUCUUCCAGCUGUUUACGUGUAUGGAGUUACAAUGUCUAUUCAAGCAUGUCUCAUUCAACCUAAACCAGCGAAGAAUCUGGAACAUGUCCAUUCCAUUAUUCGAGAAAGAGCAAUCAAUAUGGUUAUGCAUGCAGCUGAAAUGACUCUGCAAUUGUCAAAGCAAAUGGAAGCCUUAGGAGUAUACUGUUACUCUCCUGAGAAAAUCAUCGUUCGAUCUAUUGAUUGCCUCGUCAAUCUGGCCAAUAUACCCAAUGAAUCUUUGUCUAGAAAGGCGAAACUGAAGCUUCGUGAGCAUAUGCAUGCGUUGAGCAGAGUGGUUCCAGCAGAACACCAAGUCUCGCCUGACGUUUCCCCUUACUCUUUGUUGACAAUUACCCCUCCUGAUUCGGCACCUGAUGUUUUUGAAUUGUACAAAAAUUAUCCGUUACCAGCUGAAGCGCUUAUGUUUGAUGUGGUUCGAACAACUGUAGCUAAAAACAUAAAUGAAAGCAAUGCUGCUAAUUAAAGUUCUCAUUGAGAAUUUAUUUGAGAAUAUACAAAAAAAUGCAGUUAAUAAACACCUGUAAGAGAUUCGCAC
Molecule: messenger RNA, 2069 nt
Organism: Mycotypha africana
Lineage: Eukaryota; Fungi; Mucoromycota; Mucoromycetes; Mucorales; Mycotyphaceae
Exons: 3
Coding region: 48-1997 (649 amino acids)
Biological process (GO): regulation of DNA-templated transcription; DNA-templated transcription
Cellular component (GO): nucleus
Molecular function (GO): DNA-binding transcription factor activity, RNA polymerase II-specific; zinc ion binding; DNA binding
Source: RefSeq, a predicted model, not a curated record